Molecule: messenger RNA, 3996 nt
Organism: Megalobrama amblycephala (Wuchang bream)
Lineage: Eukaryota; Metazoa; Chordata; Actinopteri; Cypriniformes; Xenocyprididae
Product: FERM domain-containing protein 7
Exons: 12
Coding region: 167-2344 (725 amino acids)
Cellular component (GO): cytoskeleton
Molecular function (GO): guanyl-nucleotide exchange factor activity; cytoskeletal protein binding
Source: RefSeq, a predicted model, not a curated record
CUGCUGAUGCUGCUCAGUUUAAGAACAGGAUGCGUGAACAGUCGUCACGAGACCGCCGCGCGCAACUCCCUCACUACAGCAUCAAACGGAUAACGUCCCACAUUAUGGACACUCUGUCCUUUAUUUAAAUGAAAAGUGUGGUGUUUAAACCCUAAAGGCGCAGAAGAUGGGGGAUAAGUUCGAGUUGCUGAAGACACCUGUCAAUAGGACAGCUGCGCGGACGAAGAACAAGAAUGAGAAACUGCGAUUACGCGUCGUCUUCUUAGACGACAGUGAGAGAGUUUUCGAGGUGGAGAGAAAGAUUCUGGGUUCUGAUUUCUUCAAUAAGGUGUGUGGUCAUCUAAAGCUGCUGGAGAAGGAGUACUUUGGCCUGGAGUUUCGUCACCAUACUGGCAGCUAUGUCUGGCUUGAACUCCUGAAACCAGUGGCUAAGCAGAUCAAAAAUACCAGUGAUGUGGCGUUCCAUUUCAUAGUGAAAUUUUUCCCUCCUGACCCAGGACAACUGCAGAGAGGCUUAACCAGGUAUCUGUUUGCCCUUCAGAUCAAACAGGAUCUGUCAAAUGGCAGCCUCACCUGUAAUGAUAACAGUGCCGCCCUGCUGGUCUCUCAUAUACUGCAAGCAGAAAUUGGGGAUUAUGAUGAUGAGUUGGAUGCUCAUCAUCUUGAAAAUAAGCAAUAUGUGCCAAACCAGGAGUACUUGGACCACAAAAUCAUUCGCUUUCACAAAAAGCACAGAGGCCACACUCCUGCUGAAUCAGAUGUGCAUUUGUUGGAGGUUGCCCGGAAAAUGGACAUGUACGGGAUCCGUCCUCACCCUGCCCAUGAUGGAGAAGGCAUGAGAAUCAACCUCGCUGUCACACAUAUGGGGGUACUCGUUUUUCAGGGAAACACAAAGAUCAAUACCUUCAGCUGGGCCAAGGUCCGUAAGCUAAGCUUCAAGAGGAAACAUUUCCUGAUCAAACUCCACACUGAAACUGGGCCUUCGAGGAGGGACACUGUUGAGUUUUCUAUGGCCAGCAGAGAUGUGUGUAAGGCGUUCUGGAAAAUGUGUGUGGAGUAUCAUGCUUUCUUCAGACUUGCUGAGGAGCCCAAGUCACAUCAAAAGUCCAUUCUGUCUAGCAAAGGAUCCAGUUUCAGAUACAGUGGCAGGACACAGAAGCAACUUCUUGAGUGUGUGGGCUCUGGAGGCAAGAAACAUUUGCCUUUUGAAAGAAGUUACUGCAAGUCUGAAUAUGACACUCGACAAUGCAGAUCCUCUCCUGACAUACUAACUGACGUCUCUAAGCAGCUGUACGAGCAUCUACCUCCCAACCAAACUGUUGCCGGGCAACACAGCGAACAGACAGGCGUAGCAAAGCGCAGUCUAUCUGCGGUGGAAGUCAUGUUCACUAAUGAGCUUGAGCGAUCCAGGCCCUUGUUAAGAAAUCCUGCCUUCUCAAGCAACUCUGCCUCACCCAAGCUUCGUUCACUGUCUACAUCAGGAGUAGAACAUCGUGGUAGAGGAGCCCAGAGACAGAAGGCAAAGAGACGAUUGUCUCCCAACGCCCAGCAUCUCGUGCUCCUCUAUCCUAACACGCCCCACCUCCAGUUCCACCCUGUUCUGCCCACUUUCCCACUCGCCACUCACCCGUACAUACUGCAAGACCACACGUCUUCAUCCCUAGACCGCCUCCCUCAAACCCAUCACAACCAUGUGCCUCUGCAAUACUUGCCCAGACGAAUUGCCCACUCGUCCUUGCCAUCCUCUUGCUUGUCGCCACAACUUCAGAAGCAGCAGGAAAGGCUCCGUCCUGCUGGACUGGGAUUAGCCGAAUCGAGAUACCCCAGAGGAGGACUAGGGCUGAGGGCUGGGUUGAAUAGGAAACUGGACUUGAGUAGAGUUGAAGCAGGCCAUUACAGCGACGACUCCACCUUUCAGACUGGCUUGCCGCGUCGAGCCUCAAGCCAACCAGACUUCAAAUUCCAGCGACCUACACUUGCCUCAAACGCCGCUGCAUAUGCAUCCGAGUAUCGCCCGCUGGGAUAUUAUCCACAUCUUUCUCGGCACCAGGUUCCUGCCAGGCCCACCUACCUUCCUCUAAGUCCUGCCCCUCUCCCAGAAAGACCCACUUCUUUAUGCGUACUUGGCACAAGUAGUUAUAGUGAUUCGGAUUCAGACACCUUCUACCCAUAUUUUCCUGCACUGGGUAAAGUGGUACGUUCUGGACCACUGGCACGCAUGCGCUUCUCUUCUGGAAGCCUCCAACUUGAUGAAGAGGAUGGAGAGGAAGAGGAAGAGGAAGAGGAAUGCCCGAAUGAUCAGGAAAACACAACUCUCACCACUGUUAAGGUGAUGAAGUUGUAGUAGCCAUGCUCAGAAUUUUGGAGCCCUAAAUGAUGGGGCUCAACAAAUAAUAUAAACAGUUAAAGGCACAAUAUGUAAGAUUUUUAGGUUAAAAUAACCAAACAUUACUAGAACAAUGUUAUAUAUUUUGUUGACUUGUGUACUUACUUUUCCAAUGAUGUUUAAAUCCAGAGAAAUUGCGUCGCCUGUCAACUACGUCUACCAUCGAUUUCCAUUUUACAAAUAUCGAUCUAGAUUCCUGCAAAGUGCAACAAGUCUCUCAUAGCUAGUGUUGUAGUCUAGACCACCUAAUCCAAGAGCAAGUCAUGACCAAGACCAGUAUGUGUUCAGACCAAGACUUUUAGGGUUUGAGACCAAGACAAGACCAAGACCAAGGUAGGGUGAAAGCGAGUCAAGUCCAAGACCAGAUAGUCUGAGACCAAAUACAGUCAAGACCAAGACAACACCUUCAAAAAAAAUGGUCUUCUUAAGACCGGUCUCAAGAUCAAGACCGGUCUUGAGUACUACAACACUACUGAGUGAACCCAUAGGGUAACGCUAUAGUGUCAACACACUCAAAUGUAUUUAGUAUGGUUGUUUUAACCAUGUAAAACAGUGCUGCGUUACCCCACAUACGCAAUGAAAAGAGCAGAAGUGGCCGACUGCAGCAUAAGCAUAAUAAAAGCUCCGCUGGACUCGAAAUCGGUGUGUAUCGCAGGUGUCUUUCAUUAGCAUUUGCUCCAACGGCCUCGUUCCACUCCCACAGCUCUCGACUCGUCCUGCUUCAUACCACAGUAAUGUUAAUAAAACUUUAAUACAUUAGCUCAUCCAUGAAUGUGAUUUCUGCCCGCGUCCGUCAGAUUCCUUACCAUCGGCUAGCUGUGGAAGUGAAGACGACAUGCAAAUCCCAUAAUUCCACACUCAUUUACGGCGUCAUCAAGUUACACCUUUGUUUUGAAUAAGCGAACUCUAGUGGCGAAAAUUACAUAUUGUGCCUUUAAGAACUGCAGGCAUUGCACUCUCAGAAGAAAUGGUACAAAUCUGUCACUGGGGCGGUACCCUUUUGAACCUUAUUUAGCCCUAAAAGCCUGAAAGGGUACUACCCCAGUGACAGCUUUUGUGCCUUUUUUUCUGUGUGGUAGUAACAAAAACAGAGGGGCACAUUAUUAAUCAGGUGACAAGAGGUAAUAUUUUCUGUAAAUAAAAAAAAAAAAAAGAAAUAUUUCAUGUCUUUUUUGCAUCUCUGAUCAAAAGUUAUAUUUUGUUGUAAGCUGCUUUGAAUAUAUGUAAAGGUAUAGUUCACCCUGAUAUGAAAAUUCUGUCAUCAAUUACUCACCCUCAUGUCAUUCCAAACCUGUUUGACUUUCUUCUGUGGAAUACAAGAAGAAAAGGAUGAACUGGAUCAAAUCGAUACCUGAGUGAAUCAUUCAGAAUGGUUUUGUGAAGUGGAUCAACUGAUUGGAAAGAUCUGAGUCAGAAAACUCAACACAUGAAUCAGACAUGAAAAGACUUGAUAGGAUUUCUUUCAAAACUGUGUUGCACGGAAUUUGAAAAAAAAAACAUGAGGUUAUGUAAAUGAUGACUAAAGUGUCUUGGGUAAACUAUACUUUUAAUGAGUCAUUAUUUCUUAAAAUGUACUGAGUGAAUAAUCAUUCUGUGGUGAUUCUGAGUAA